This is a messenger RNA of Chinchilla lanigera (long-tailed chinchilla), 969 nucleotides long. It is a transcript of the gene Hsd17b10, whose product is annotated as hydroxysteroid (17-beta) dehydrogenase 10. The record is from RefSeq and is a predicted model, not a curated record. Bases 65 to 850 code for a protein of 261 amino acids. Gene Ontology annotation, biological process: androgen metabolic process; fatty acid metabolic process; estrogen metabolic process. The transcript is spliced from 6 exons. Gene Ontology annotation, molecular function: estradiol 17-beta-dehydrogenase [NAD(P)+] activity. Lineage: Eukaryota; Metazoa; Chordata; Mammalia; Rodentia; Chinchillidae. Gene Ontology annotation, cellular component: mitochondrion.
GGCCAAUCAGUGACGCCUGUGAAAAAAAAGGCCCAAAGCCCUCCAGUGGUGAGACCGGCGCAAGAUGGCCGCGGCGAGUCGCAGUGUGAAGGGCCUCGUAGCAGUAAUAACCGGAGGAGCCUCAGGCCUUGGCUUGGCUACAGCAGAGCGACUGGUGGGGCAAGGGGCUUCUGCUGUGCUUCUGGACUUGCCCAACUCUGAUGGAGAGGCCCAGGCCAAGAAAUUAGGGAAGAGCUGUGUGUUUGCCCCAACUGACGUGACAUCUGAGAAGGAUGUACAGACAGCCUUGACUCUAGCAAAGGAAAAUUUUGGCCAUGUGGAUGUGGCCGUCAACUGUGCAGGUAUUGCAGUGGCCAGUAAGACAUAUAACUUAAAGAAGAAGCAGGCCCACAACUUGGAGGACUUCCAGCGAGUUAUCAAUGUGAAUCUCUUAGGCACCUUCAAUGUGAUCCGCCUGGUUGCUGGUGAGAUGGGCCAGAAUGAGCCAGACCCGGGAGGCCAACGUGGGGUUAUCAUCAACACUGCCAGUGUGGCUGCCUUUGAGGGCCAGGUUGGACAAGCUGCAUACUCUGCAUCCAAGGGAGGCAUAGUGGGCAUGACACUGCCCAUUGCUCGGGAUCUGGCUCCCAUGGGCAUCCGGGUGAUGACCAUUGCUCCAGGCCUGUUUGGCACCCCACUGCUGACUACCCUCCCAGAAAAGGUACGCAACUUCUUGGCCACCCAGAUACCUUUUCCCACCCGACUUGGAGACCCUGCUGAGUAUGCUCAUCUGGUACAGACCAUAAUUGAGAACCCAUUCCUCAAUGGAGAGGUCAUCCGGCUGGAUGGGGCCAUCCGCAUGCAACCUUGAACAGAGAAGGCAGGGAAAACACAGGCUCUUGUGCCUUACCUUCCCCUGAGGAAGCCUAAUAGCCAUUUUGUGUCCACCUAUCAAUUGCCUUUGUGACUAAUAAAGUCUCUUUCAUGGGA